AUGCUAGCGAACGGAAAGCUGCCCAAAAAGGAUAUUCCAGAUGGCCCAAUUCAAGAUCUGUGCAAGGUUAUUGACAAAACUCCUUCAGACGAAUGGGAAGAUCGCGUAGACGCAUUUUCUCAGCUUGUUAGCAGCAUUCCAGAUGGAAGCGACUAUGCUGCGGAAGAAGCAUGGUACAACUCGGCUCCAAUCUUGAGACACAUUGCAUAUCCUUUGGCCGAACUUUUAAAGGAUCCUAGAUCAACGGUCGUCAAGAGAGCUUGUGAGUCGGCCUCUGAACUAUUUGAAAAAUGUCGUGGUGACGGCAGGUAUCUGUUGAAAGAUAUCAUGCCUGCCAUCUUGGCCGUCCAUGCUCAGACAAAUCACGUCAUGAGAACAUACGUGCAAAACAUGACUAUGGAUGCCUUGACCGUGGUACCUUGCAAAAUGGCGAUGCCCACCUGGCUGGAUAGGAUGAAAUCGGACAAGUCUAUUACAGUACGCGAAGCUUGCGCCAUGUAUUUGGGGAUUGGACUGCAAGAAUGGACGGAAGAAGGAUAUCUCACUGUUGACGUGUACAAUCAAGUAGGAUCAGCGCUGAUCAAGGCCAUGAGAGACCCAACGCAAUCGGUUCGAUUGAAUGCCAAGAAAGCAUUGGAAAACAUGCACUAUGUCCAACCUGAUAUUUUCGCCAAACUAGUCGACAAUCGGAGCAUUACGACAGAUGCAAGAGUUCGAAAGACUCUGAAAAAGAUCCAAGCGGGUGAAUCUUCUGGUGCUGCAGAUGAUGCGAGUGCUGCAAGUAGCCGAGUGGGGUCGGUUGGCAGCCGGAGUUACUUGGGUUCUACAGCCAGUGCUUCGGGAAUGCGCAAAGCGAGAAGUCCUCAGCUGCGAAACAAUUCGAGCAAAAUACCACAAACCAUUGGUGUCAGGACACCAAAAGCGCCGAAAUUCGUCCCUCCAGCUCCGAGAGGAAAGGCUGGUGGUCUGGGUCCACCAGUCCGCCUUACCACAACAACACCAUUUCAAGCUGCUGCUGUUCCUGACAGUGAUGACGAUCUUUUCAAUUCCACACCAACUCCUCAAUCCGCUGUACAAGACGAAUCAUUUCAAUCCGAAGACACGGUAGACGAUAUGCCUGUCAUUGCCAAUGUGAAUGAUUUGCGAGAAACCGCCAAAAUGCGAAGCAAAACGGGACGUGCUAGUCUACUGCAGCGACGCUUUUCUCGGAGCAAUAUUAGGGACGAGAACGAAAAUCCGGACAAUGACACUGAGUUUUUGAAUGAGUUGUUGGAUGGCAAAAUGGAAGAACGUCAAUUGAAUGGUAAUACCCAAAACCCACAUGCCGAUGAAGUCAGCAGCCAUUUGCCCGAGCACAUGAGAAUUGCUCAAGAGUUGUUGGAAAGUCAUAAGCAGCAUGUCGACCAAAUUAUGGAAACACUGAAGGUAGAAAUGGACGCCCUACGAGACUUUGAAGCGGUGCUGAUGGAACAAAGUGAGAACGGAAGGCCGAAUGAAGAAGAAGUCCUGCAAUACUUUGAAAGUGUUGGACUGUGUUUAGAAGCUAGGACCAAGGCCGGAACCAUUUUGCAAGCGAAAAUGGACAAGAUAAGUCAGGGGAGUGGCUAA
Cylindrotheca closterium is the source of this 1608-nucleotide messenger RNA. Lineage: Eukaryota; Bacillariophyta; Bacillariophyceae; Bacillariales; Bacillariaceae. The record is from the annotation of a GenBank genome assembly.